Messenger RNA from Ooceraea biroi (clonal raider ant), 987 nucleotides. Its product is annotated as UPF0235 protein C15orf40 homolog. The record is from RefSeq and is a predicted model, not a curated record. NCBI's taxonomy places the organism in Eukaryota, Metazoa, Arthropoda, Insecta, Hymenoptera, Formicidae. Gene Ontology annotation, cellular component: cytoplasm.
AAUAUAAAUUUUUAAAAUACAUAUGCGCAUUUGCAUACGCUAUAUUUUUGUGUUUUAAAAUUAGCGGACAGAAGUUACUAGAUUACAGUUGGCAGUAGUUGCACAUGCGCGCAAACACAAUCAAGGUUGCCGAGAUUCAGGUUAACUGAUCGCAAAAUAAUUCACGUUUCAAAGUUGUCAAGGUACAAGAAAUCACAUACGUAGUAUUAUUCCAUUUAAAUAAAUAAAACAACGACGAAGGCAACAUAAUUUCUGUUAAAAGCACAUGAUCACGCGGUACAAAAGCUGUUACACGUAUUUAGUUGUCACGCGUGAAAUGUCGAGACAACGGUCUGCGAAACGUGAGACGACACGAAGGGUGCCGACUACCGAUACUCAAUCUAUGGAAUCUGUAGCCUUAGAUAAAAACGGACAUGUAGCGAUUAAAAUUCAGGCUAAACCUGGAGCAAAGUGUAAUAAUAUAACUGAUAUUUCUAACGAAGCUGUAAGCAUUGCAAUCUCCGCUCCACCAACGGAAGGCGAAGCAAAUGCUGAACUCGUUAAAUAUUUAGCUUCAGUCUUGGGAUUGAGAAAAUCUGAUGUGUCUUUGGAUCGAGGCUCCCGAAGUCGACAGAAGGUAGUUGUAGUAACAGGAACUUCAGCAGAGCAGGUUUUAAUGAAGUUGAGAGCAGAGAUGGAAAAUUAGAGCUUUUCUUUAUUAUAUAAAAAAUGUUUUAAAUCAUUAAUAUAAUCUCAAUUUGUAUAUGUAUAAUUUUUCAUUAUAAAUAUAUUUUGCAUUUGCCGCAUUUCUAUAUUAUUUACUUUUUCUGUAUAUGUCUGUCAAAGUCAGUUAUUUUAUACAAUAUUAUACAAUUUAUACAUUUGUGUUUCUUGUGAAGAUAAUUAUGGCAUUAUUGUUCACAUGCAUAUUACACAUAGAAUUUCGUCAAUAUUGAUAAAAUUUAAUGUAUAUAUUAAAAUUUAUCCCAAUAAAACUACGUACUAUAU